Molecule: messenger RNA, 3906 nt
Organism: Pelobates fuscus (common spadefoot toad)
Lineage: Eukaryota; Metazoa; Chordata; Amphibia; Anura; Pelobatidae
Gene: ODAD2
Product: outer dynein arm docking complex subunit 2
Exons: 20
Coding region: 110-3298 (1062 amino acids)
Molecular function (GO): protein binding
Source: RefSeq, a predicted model, not a curated record
GAAACAAGCGCUAGUUGCAGGUAACAACGGGGAGCCGGUGAGCGAGAUCGAUUUACGGUGUCUUUACACUUAUUUUAAAAGGUGACAUCCUUGUAAAACAGCUGUUACAAUGGGAGUGGCACUUACAAGAGCUGCUCAGUGGACAACUGCAGGCUCUGGAACUGGCACGUUAGAAAUCACACCUCUGAAUGAAUCUCUUCUAAACGACAUCAUAAAGUUUGUGGGGGCUUUUAGCUCCAGGCAUCCAGAAGAGGCAGAAUUCUUCUUCAUAGAACCCCUGGAAUGGAAAACCAAUUUGGAACCAUCCGCGUUUGAAUCUGGUUAUGAUAUUAGUGACAAAAAUUUAACAUCUGAAGAAAAGGACACACAUGGCCAUCCCAUGCUUACCCUAUCUGCGUCCACAGUGAAAAUUUCCAGUUUUAAACAAUUAUCACAUUUUCUGCAAAUUGCAAAGGACAGAGCAUUAAAAGAAACACAAGCUUGCUUGGAAGCAAACAGGGAUCCUAUUGCCCAUAUUCUCGGGCCUGGAUUUGCUACUAUUGAAGGAGAAGACACCACCAUGCUGCGUCUGUUGGAUAAAAUGCGUCAAGACAGCGAUGGCAAUACGGAAAUUAAAAUGAAGAUUUUUCUGCUACUCCAGCAACUCGAUAUGCAGCUGCUUAACAGCUCUUUAAAACACAUUUCACAAGAAGUGCGUCUGACUCCAGCUGCAGUUAAAAAUGAGGUUGAUCUGAUAAGGCAUUUUUGCAGCAAUGAAGAAAAGUCAGUGCUAAAAUCAAUUGAAUAUACAUCAGAUUAUGAGUUCUCCAAUGGCUGCCGUGCCCCACCUUGGAGACAGGUUCAUGGAGAAAUAUGCUAUUUGAUGGCUACACCUCAUGACACCGAUCCUCUCUCCAUUACAUGUAGCACAGCAGGUGCCUUUUUAAAUGGGGGUAAAAUCAAGGAUAAGGAUGAAAUUAACUAUGACAGGCAAAGUGAAAUAUAUAAAGAUCUCAUAACGCUUUUGAAGGAAAAGUCAAGGCGGUUUGCAGAAAAUAUUACACAACAGGAUUUUACAUUAUUUGAAGACCAACCAGUGGCUACAAAAACUCAACAUGUGGAUGUAGUUGAUGCAGAGGAGUCGAGCCAAAACCAUUGGUCUAAUGAGUAUCCCGAAAAGGAAGCACAUGAGAAGACAAGGCAUCCCCUUGUAAAAAGCAAGACUAACAAGCCCAAAUUAGAACCGUCUCUCCAAUGGAAGAAUCUUAAUCUUAAUGGUCACCAGGAAAUAAAACAAAUUAAAAGUGAAAAGUCUUCUGACAAGAAAGAGUUCAUCAAAGAUCAAAAAACAGGGAAGCCUACCAGUGCCGAAAGUAAGAACAGACCUCGUGUACCUUCCUCUGGUCUGAGAAGACAUUCUGCUCUGAAAAGUAAAACCCCUGGAAACAAAUCUGAAUUUAGUGAAAGCUCCACGGAAAGUGAGGCCGAUGAAGAACAGCCAGAAAGGCGCCAGGAGAGUAAUACGGACCUUCCUUCAGAAUACUGGCAAAUUCAGAAACUCGUAAAAUAUCUAAAGGGAGGAAAUCAGACAGCCACCGUCAUUGCUCUCUGCUCGAUGAGAGACUUUAAUCUUGCGCAAGAAACAUGUCAGCUGGCUAUUCGAGAUGUUGGAGGACUUGAAGUUCUGAUUAACUUGCUUGAUACAGAAGAGAUCAAGUGCAAGAUUGGUUCAUUAAAGAUAUUAAAAGAAAUUAGUCAUAAUUCACAAAUCAGAUGUGCUAUUGUUGACCUUGGCGGCUUACAAACCAUGGUCAAUAUACUCGACUCUCAGGACAAGGACUUGAAGUGUUUGGCAGCAGAAACUAUAGCAAACGUUGCAAAGUUUAGACGAGCUCGACGGACAGUUAGACAGCAUGGUGGUAUCAAGAGAUUGGUUGGGUUGUUGGACUGUGUUCCAAUGAGAUCAUCAAACCUCACUCCAGAACAGGAGAAAGACAUUGAAGUGGCAAGAUGCGGAGCUCUUGCCCUGUGGAGCUGUUCUAAAAGUACCCGGAAUAAAGACGCAAUUCGAAAAGCUGGUGGAAUACCUCUACUUGCGCGGCUUCUCAAAUCUCCUCACUCAAACAUGCUGAUACCGGUGGUUGGAACUCUUCAAGAAUGCGCUUCAGAAGGAAGUUACAGACUUGCAAUAAAAACAGAAAAGAUGAUUGAAGACCUUGUAAAAAAUCUUAAUAGUGACAAUCAGGAGCUUCAAAUGCAUUGUGCCAGCGCAAUAUUUAAGUGUGCAGAAGACGAAGAAACACGGGACCUAGUUAGGCAAUAUGGAGGCCUGCAGCCGCUCGCCAUGCUUCUCGGCCAGUUUGACAAUAAGGAGCUGUUAGCUGCAGUGACAGGAGCCGUCUGGAAAUGUUCCAUCAGUCGGAAUAAUGUGACAAAGUUCCAGGAAUUCAAGGUUAUAGAAACUCUUGUUAAUUUGCUGACUGACCAACCUGAGGAAGUCCUUGUGAAUGUUGUCGGUGCUUUGGGAGAAUGUGGCCAGGAACCGGGCAAUCGGGCCAUCAUUCGCAAAUGUGGUGGGAUAAAUCCUCUAGUUAAUUUAUUGACCGGAACUAACCAGGCUUUGUUGGUGAAUGUAACUAAAGCUGUGGGAGCUUGCGCAUCAGAGGCCGAGAAUAUGGCCAUAAUUGACCGAUUAGACGGAGUUCGUUUGCUGUGGUCUUUACUUAAAAAUCCACAUCCAGAUGUUCAAUCAAGUGCAGCCUGGGCUAUCUGUCCCUGCAUCGAAAAUGCAAAGGAUGCUGGAGAAAUGGUGCGAUCCUUCGUUGGGGGCUUAGAAUUAAUUGUGAAUUUGCUAAAAUCUGACAACAUUGAGGUACUUGCAAGCGUUUGUGCCGCUAUCACGAACAUAGCCAAAGAUGAAGAAAAUUUGGCCGUUAUAACAGAUCACGGAGUGGUUCCCAUGCUGUCUACGCUAACUAACACGACGGAUGACAAAUUGAGGCGCCAUUUGGCUGAGGCCAUUUCACGCUGCUGCACGUGGGGAACUAACCGAGUGGCUUUUGGAGACGCCAAUGCUGUGGCUCCUUUGGUGCGUUACCUGAAGUCAAGUGACCCAUUAGUUCAUCGAGCUACGGCACAAGCUUUGUAUCAGCUUUCAGAAGAUGCCAACAACUGUAUAACAAUGCACGAGCAUGGUGUUGUGAAACUGCUGAUAGACCUGGUUGGAUCUACUGAUGAAAUUCUCCAGAAUGCUGCAGCCGGAUGCAUAUCGAACAUUCGUAGAUUGGCUUUGGCAAAUGAAAAAGCAAGAUAUGGCUGAACUUUGAAUUGUAACAACUACACGUCCUUAUUUUUACUCCACAAUAUUUUACAGCAUUUUCCAAGUCACACACUGUUUAACGAAUUGUUUUUUAUUCCAAAAUCCCUGCAGAUAUUUAUUGAAGCAUCUGUUAUUACCAACAUAAAGCAACGGAACUUAGAAAAAGCUAUUAGAGUUAAUAUGUAAUCUAUGUUUUCUAAAAGACAAUCUACAUACAUUUCAUGUGUAUGGCUUCACAUUAACUUACAUACGAUCAACUCUAGAUCUAAAAACCUAAUCUAAUGUUCUUUUUUUUGGAGUUUUCUUUCCACCCACAAGAGCCUGAUGACCACAUAUCUAAACCUUCAUCUGGCAACUGGAGAAAACCAAAUAACUGAGCAUCUGAACUGUCCAGAUCAUUCCACAGGCAUGUCGUAAUUUAUUGUCAUUUUACCAGCUUCAAAUAACAGAAUACCAGAAUAACAUCUAAUUAUAUCUCAGCAGUUAACACAUAUGUUUCAACUGUUUCAUUCCGUUCAGAACAUAUGUAACUGGACAAAACUGUACUGUCUACUUCACACACAUGCAAACAUGCCUAACGAAAAUAUAAAUAAAGUAUUGAUCUCCAA